This is a messenger RNA of Pisolithus orientalis, 499 nucleotides long. Its product is annotated as Sm-like ribonucleoprotein. Bases 9 to 299 code for a protein of 96 amino acids. Gene Ontology annotation, molecular function: RNA binding. Gene Ontology annotation, cellular component: sno(s)RNA-containing ribonucleoprotein complex; nucleolus; P-body. Gene Ontology annotation, biological process: maturation of SSU-rRNA; mRNA splicing, via spliceosome. NCBI's taxonomy places the organism in Eukaryota, Fungi, Basidiomycota, Agaricomycetes, Boletales, Pisolithaceae. The transcript is spliced from 3 exons. The record is from RefSeq and is a predicted model, not a curated record.
CGGACGACAUGGACGAACAGACACCUCCACCCCCUGACCACGGUUCGACACCACCACCACCGCCAUCCGUGUCAGGAUCACCCACUGAUUUCUUAAAAGGCGUCGUUGGAAAGCGCGUCAUUGUCCGUUUGACCUCGGGUGUAGAUUACCGUGGUGUGCUGUCAUGCCUGGAUGGUUAUAUGAACAUCGCACUGGAGCAAACAGAAGAACAUGUCAACGGUAUGGUCACCAACCGAUAUGGCGACGCGUUCAUUCGAGGCAAUAACGUGCUCUACAUUUCGGCCGCGGAAUCCUUGUGACCUGCCUAGGAGUCUUCUCGCCGUGUCUAAACCGUGAUGCAGUUGUCGUGAUAGGAAUACUAUUAUGAAUGUACCCAUUCAGUGUAAAUAAGGUAGAGCAGCGCUCGAUGGAGUUUAUUCCUGAAUGGUUUCAGGAUUGGCUACUGUUGUGGAAGGACAAUCUCAUAUGCACUUGCCCGUAAUCUUAGAAUUGACCGUGG